Molecule: messenger RNA, 4235 nt
Organism: [Torrubiella] hemipterigena
Lineage: Eukaryota; Fungi; Ascomycota; Sordariomycetes; Hypocreales; Clavicipitaceae
Source: the annotation of a GenBank genome assembly
ACAACACCUCUUGCAUCAUCCGUCCUUCCCUCCUCCUCCUCCAUCAUCCCAUCUUGCAUUCGCAGUCCUCCAGAUCCCAUCCGCCUCGCCGUUUCCAUCGACGCAGACGCCCGCAUCUCCGUGUUUGCUCCUCAGCGACAUUUUCCUCUUGCAUCCCGCUCUCCGCCUUUCGCUCGUUUGUCCGCUCCAAGCAGCUAGCCAACGCAACGCUCCUCUCCUCAGCCCCCUCUCACGCCUCUGAUCUCUCCUCGUUUUCCCACGUCGCCUGUCCGCCCCAAGCCAUGGCCUCCGUCUUGUGAAUUAUUAUCUAUCCAAGCAAUUAAAUCGAUCACCAAACCAAAUAUCUCCCGAUCCUGCAGCCCCUUGCAGAAUCUCCUUCAGCCGCCUUCCACCUUCGCCCGCCUCCUCUCAGCCUCGCCUCCCACAACGUCAUUAUGCCUUCGAAACACAACACCAACGCCUCAGGCGGCACCGCACAAGUCAGUCAUCGUCUUCGCAACUUCUUCCGAAUCAACUCGCCUGCUCCCGGUGAAAAGAAUAAGAAUGACUCUGGCACCAACUCAAAUAACUCGGGCUCCGACACGCCAACGAAGUCUCAUCGCCAUACCAAGUUCUUUAGCAGCACCGUUGGCCGCCUCCGUGCACACACCGUCGCCAGCGAGGCCAACCAGCUUGAAGAGGCCAUGAGCCCGACUGCUCACGCAAACCCGUACUUUGCCCACCAGGGCCAGCCGGGUCUGCGUCAUCACAACGAGAGCUCCGUACCUCCUAGCCCCCCAGAUACCCCAACACUCACCAUCUCUGGGCCCGAUGGCACCGCGUCGAAAAAGGCCACCAGCGAAACAAAGGAAGAGCUUGCCCGCCGCUUGCGACGAGUAGCCAGUGCCCCUAAUGCCCAGGGGCUCUUCGCCAACGACCAAGGAAAGCUUAUUGAUCCCGAUCGCCCUGGAACUGCCGAGCUCGGCAAGGACCCCCUCAUUCAAAACUCCCAAUCUGGAACCGUUGGAUUUGCCAGUCCCAAAACUGCCGCCAAGAACCAAUCUGCCAUUGUCGACGACGACACCCUCGGCGCUCUGCCCCCUCCAGUCACCACGGCCGGUUUCCGCAGAACGUACAGCUCCAACUCAAUCAAGGUUCGCAACGUCGAAGUUGGACCCUCCAGCUUUGACAAGAUUAAGCUUAUCGGCAAGGGCGAUGUUGGCAAAGUCUAUCUUGUGCGUGAAAAGAAGAGCAGUCGUCUCUACGCCAUGAAGGUUCUCAGCAAGAAGGAGAUGAUUAAGCGCAACAAGAUUAAGCGUGCUCUUGCCGAACAGGAGAUCCUGGCCACCAGCAACCAUCCAUUUAUCGUCACUCUCUACCAUUCUUUCCAGUCCGAGGAGCAUCUAUACCUGUGCAUGGAAUACUGCAGUGGUGGCGAGUUCUUCCGCGCGCUGCAGACCCGUCCUGGAAAGUGCAUUGCCGAAGACGAUGCUCGAUUUUAUGCGGCCGAAGUCACCGCAGCCCUGGAAUACCUCCAUUUGAUGGGUUUCAUCUACCGUGAUUUGAAGCCAGAGAACAUUCUUCUCCAUCAGUCCGGCCACAUUAUGCUUUCAGAUUUUGACUUGUCAAAACAAUCGGAUCUUGGCGGCAAGCCCACCAUGAUUGUUGGCAAGAACGGCGCCCGAACCGACGCUCUCCCCACGAUUGACACUCGAUCCUGCAUUGCCAACUUCCGCACCAACUCGUUUGUGGGCACCGAAGAAUACAUUGCACCAGAAGUUAUUAAGGGCAGCGGACAUACCAGUGCUGUAGACUGGUGGACUCUGGGUAUUCUUGUGUAUGAAAUGUUGUACGGCACGACACCUUUCAAGGGUAAGAACCGCAAUGCAACCUUUGCCAACAUUUUGCGAGAAGACAUUCCCUUCCCUGAUCAUGCUGGCGCCCCUCAGAUUUCUAACCUUUGUAAAUCUUUGAUUCGCAAGCUGUUGAUCAAGGACGAGAACCGCCGACUUGGAGCCCGCGCUGGUGCCUCUGAUAUCAAGGCUCAUCCCUUCUUCCGCACAACACAAUGGGCUCUUAUCCGCCACAUGAAGCCGCCAAUUGUGCCCAACGCUGGCCGUGCCAUUGACACGCUCAACUUCCGCAAUGUUAAGGAGAGCGAGAGCGUGGAUAUUAGCGGUGCCAAGCAGAUGCACAUGAAGAAUGGCGUUCCAUUGGACAGCGGCCUUGUCACGCCUGGCAGUGAGCCUGCUGAUCCCUUUGUCGAAUUCAACAGCGUGACCCUGCACCACGAAGGCGACGACCAUAGCUCCCACCACAGCUACAACUAGUCGAUGCCAGCUGUGGCGGAGUGACGAUGUUUUACAAUUCGAAGAAAAGAAAGGCGAGAAUCGAAGAGAAAAGGAAAACCAUGAGAUAUGAGUAGCAUACCCAAGUGCGCUUAUGACUUUUGUUUUACAAGCGAAACUUGUGUCUUUUUGUUUUGGCGUUUGUCUGUCAAUUUCCUGUAUCUCCUUUGUGGUUUUUGUGUGAUUAUAUGUGCAAAGCUGCAUGCAACAACGGUCAUCAAUGACCCUUGCGUGGUGUGUGGUAGUGAGGGGACGUUACAAACAAACUGACAUGAAGAAUAUAUAGAGCAUUAGCAUUAUUACGAUUGAUUUUGAUAGCUGUAUUGAUUUUAUCCCAGCGCAUAGCUUCCCCCUCUCCACUAGCCAUAAAAAUGUGAUGUGAUUUUAUAGUAUUACAUGUAGUAUACACAGACUUCUCCUUGCCAUGUUAGUUCAAGUUUGGCCCAAUCUUAUCCAUGCCAUCCAUCCACGGCCUCAAACACUCUGGGAUAGCCACGGUGCCAGAAUUUUCAUCCCAUCCAGCCUCAAGCAGCGCUGCCAGCACUCGCGGCACAGCCAACGCCGUGCCAUUGACUGUCCACGGGAAGCCCAAGUCACCCUUAUACCGCAAUCUCGUAGCCAGUCUGCGCGCCUGGUAAUCCGUACACAUGCUUGCCGAGCUAACCUCGCCCCAUCCAUCGCCCAUAGAAGCCGCACGGCUCGGGAACCACGCCUCCAUGUCAACUUUACGAGCUGCCGAAGCGCCCAGGUCCGAAGCCGGCAUAGCCAAGAUACGCGCAUGCAGACCCAGCGACUCAAUAAUCUCCGUCUGAAUAUCCAGCAUCUCCUCAAACACAUCCUCGUCAUGCGGCUCCGUCCACGCAAACAUCUCCACCUUGGUGAACUCGUGCACGCGGUACAGGCCCUUUGUACUUGCGCCGCGCGCGCCCGCCUCGGCGCGGUAACACCGCGACACAGCGACUCGCUUCAGCGGCAUCUCGCCCAUCUGCAGCUCCGUGUUAGCCUUCAUGCCUGCCAGCGGGAUCUCCGAGGUCCCUGCGAGGACAUGCGCCGGCACACCGCGCGCAACGUCCUCCGCGGCCUGCGCAACAGCAUAGACCUGCUGCUCGCCGUGCUGGUCGCGCGGCUGGAACCCGCACGCAGAGCCAAUGUGGCUAUAGACCAUGCUGGGCGGGGAGACUUGUGUCCAGCCGUGCCGUUUGGCAGAGGUGAGGGCGUACUGGACGAGCGCUUGCUCGAGCUGUGCGGCUGCGCCGACGAGGUAGUACCAGCCCCAGCCGGACGUGUGUGCGGCGGCAGCAAAGUCGAGAAUGCCGAGUUGUGUGCCGAUGUCGACGUGGGAUUUGGUGGAGGCGGAGGCGGCGGGUGCCUCAUUGAUGUAGCUGAGGACUUCGUGGUCCUUGCCGAGGGGUGUGUCUGGGGAAGUGAUGUUGGGGAGUUCGAGAGCGAGGGCUUCGAUUUCAGCGAGCGCUGCGGUCUCGGAAGGCGAGAUGGUGGCUAAUUGGGCCUUGAUGGCCUUGGCUUCGUCCUGGAGAGCGUCGCGGGAGAGGCCGGCGAGUUCGGGGAUGUCAGAGGGGGAUUUGCUGGCGAGGCCCUUGCCGAGGAGGUUGGCGCGGGUGCGCAGGGCUUUGGCGCUGGUUUGGAGGUUUUGCCAUUCGGUGUGGAGGUCGAUGAUGGAUUGGGGAUGUGUUGCUUGGCGGGUGUAGUUGCGGUCGAUGCAGUUUUGGGCGUAGAGCGCGGGGUUUUGCCGGAUGUGUUUGAUGUCGAUGAUGGGUUUGGGGGCCUGGGCGUGGCGCUUUUGGUCGGAGAAGAGUCGUGAAAAAGGAGGGAUUCGGGCGGGUAUUUGGAAGCGUGUGCUGCUGCUACAGCAGCGCAGACACUUUGCGCGGUUCAUUGUGCAGCGCAGCG